CGAUCAAAGGUGGACGAAAAAGUACCGAUUGAAAGAAAAGAAGCAAGAAAAUCUUCUCUGCUGCGAGAAAAUCAUCGGAAAGGCGUAAACUUUGUUGUUGAUCGGCAUCAGGGGACGAUUGAAGUAACAGAAAGUUUUGCUUUUGGGUUUUGAUUGAAGAGAAGGAGAAAUAACUAGUCCGGUAAGGGCUGGUAGCUUGACAAAUUCCACCACGGCUCUAAGGAAAGAAGUUUGUGCUGCAAAGAUUGGAAGGGGAAAACAAUGCAGGCAGGCUUCCCCUAAGUUCUUGAUUGCGUCCCCUUCAUUCCACGGUGGUCGAGGUGCCCUACCCUCUGCUGGAGGGCAUCCGGCUGAUCUCACCUCCGUUGCGGGUGGCGGUUGCUGAAUCGCAUUCGAAUGUUUCUGGCCUUCCUUACUUCUGGAGGUUGCUGAAAAAGUUUUGUGGGUUAUUAUUAUUGUUGACUUGUUAGUUUGUAACAACAAUCUACUCGAGCAUGGUUGGGGUCAAGCAACUCGUAGAUGACAACUUGCUGGCAGAAUGUGCAAAUGCAAUACCCAAGCAGUCAAAGUUACCUCAGUUCCUUGAAGAAAUAGCAGGUGUUAGUGUUCCGCUUUACUGCUUUGGUAGCCAACCUCUGAUGGAUCAUGAAUCCUUUGGAGAGCAUUUGGGCAUCUCUAAAGAUGAAGCGAGCAUGUUAGAUACUCUUCUUCUCGCCCAGUGGGAAGACCGAACAAUGAAAGGAAUUUUCCGAUAUGAUGUGACAACUAAUGAAAUUAAGGCUAUUGAAGGCAGGAAAAAGUUUCUUGCUCAGUUGAAUGAAGCAUGGAAUAUGGAUCAUUUGCCGAAGCUGGAAAACAACAAAGCUUUCCAGCAAGAGGGUGUUUUUGAACUUAACUCCAUGAAACAGCAUGACAAGUUACUCCUUUGUGUUGCGAGCAGUGAAAAAUCAACUCCGGAGCUUAUUGCUUCAGCUGCUGUUCCUAAUGAUGCCAUGUUAAUAUUUAUCAAUGCAUCUCCUGUGGAAUAUGGCCAUGUCUUGCUGGUACCAUAUCAAACCAAUAGUUUUUACCAGUUCCUGGAUGCAAGCUGCUUGGAAAUGGCUGUCAGGAUUGCUGUUGGAAUAAAGAAUUGUUGUUUCCGUUUGUUUUACAACUAUUCAACUGAUGCCUCUCAUCUUUAUUUUCAGGCCUGCUAUUUUUCUAACCCAUUAGCUGUUGAGCUCAUGCCUGUUGAUACUUUUUAUGGCAAUGCGCAAAGCGGGAUGCGUAUAUCUGUUGUCACUGAUUACCCAAUCAAGACCCUCCUGUUUGAGAGCAAUCAGAAGUUUGAAAAAAUGAUGGAGGUUCUUGCCAAGAUAUGCUCUUGUUUAGUGGAAAUGAGAAUUUCAUAUAAUCUAUUGAUAUCUGAUCGUGGAAAAAAGAUAUUUUUAUUUCUGCAGCUACAGGAGUUGGAACACACCUGCUCCCUUUCAGCUUGGGAGUGUGGAGGCUACUUCUUGUUCAAAUCGAGGACUGAAUUUGAUCUAGCUACCGAGAAGACUAUGCUUAAACAGCUUACUGUUGUGUCGAUUCAUGAUGAAGAUUUCAAAGCUGUGAAGCUUCUCUGCUGCAACACUGCGAGGAUGCUUGGGUUUUGAAUUUGGGACCUUUAAUCAGAAACUGCAUGAAAAGCGUGCUUUUUAUGACAAAAGAAAAAGUGCUGCUUAUAUACAUACAUAUAUAUAUAUAUAUAUAUAUGAUGUGGCUGUGUGCCUGUGUUCCUACUUUUCAGCUUAAGAUUCAUAUUCGGUGUGCUAAAUAAGACAAUCAUACAAUUUCUCUGCUAGAUAUUUCCCACAAGAAGUUCUUUGCAUGUUUAAGAUGUUUAUUGAGGUUUCAUGUAUGAAGCUCCAUUUAUAUUGGCUGAUAUUGCAAAUAUGUUUGGUCUCGGAAUUAUGAAUCGAGGUUGAAGAAAGGGAAUUUACGGAAAAUGACCUACUUUAAACUCAGAAUAUCUCUGUUCAGGUGGAGUUUCUGAAAAAAUUAUUUUGUAGACAAGGUGAUUUCAAAUUCACAUUAUUGCCCGUUGCUAACUGAAACC
This is a messenger RNA of Morus notabilis, 2080 nucleotides long. RefSeq names its product GDP-L-galactose phosphorylase 1. Lineage: Eukaryota; Viridiplantae; Streptophyta; Magnoliopsida; Rosales; Moraceae. Gene Ontology annotation, biological process: glucose metabolic process. The transcript has 9 exons. Gene Ontology annotation, molecular function: GDP-D-glucose phosphorylase activity. Gene Ontology annotation, cellular component: cytoplasm. The coding region runs from base 495 to 1637 and encodes 380 amino acids. The record is from RefSeq and is a predicted model, not a curated record.